GUCAGGAAACUGUUGGAAACAAAGGAAUGAUUCUUCCAUUUCAACCACUGACAAUGACUUUCCACAAUGUCAACUACUAUGUUGAUAUGCCACAGGAAAUGCGUUCGCAAGGCGUGCCAGAAACAAAAUUAAAGCUCUUAUCAAGUGUGAGCGGAGUGUUCUCACCAGGUGUCCUUACAGCUUUAGUUGGGCCAAGUGGGGCAGGCAAGACCACUUUGAUGGACGUCCUCGCCGGUCGCAAAACGGGUGGAUACGUCGAAGGAGAUAUCAAGAUUUCGGGUUACCCUAAAGAACAACGGACGUUUGCGAGAAUUUCCGGAUAUGUUGAGCAGAACGAUAUCCACUCUCCUCAAGUGACUGUUGAAGAGUCUCUCUGGUUUUCCGCCAGUCUUCGUCUUCCAAAGGAGAUCAGUAAAGAACAAAAACGUGAAUUCGUUGAAGAAGUGAUGAGAUUGGUAGAGCUUGAUACUCUGAGGGAUGCCCUAGUCGGUUUACCAGGUGUAACUGGCCUGUCGACAGAACAAAGGAAACGUUUAACGAUAGCGGUGGAGCUAGUGGCGAAUCCGUCAAUAAUAUUCAUGGAUGAACCGACGUCUGGACUUGAUGCGAGGGCAGCUGCCAUUGUGAUGAGAACUGUCCGAAACACUGUUGACACUGGAAGAACAGUGGUUUGCACCAUUCACCAACCCAGCAUUGACAUUUUCGAGGCAUUUGAUGAGGUCCAAUAA
Molecule: messenger RNA, 728 nt
Organism: Tarenaya hassleriana
Lineage: Eukaryota; Viridiplantae; Streptophyta; Magnoliopsida; Brassicales; Cleomaceae
Product: ABC transporter G family member 31-like
Exons: 3
Coding region: 27-728 (233 amino acids)
Molecular function (GO): ATP binding; ATP hydrolysis activity
Source: RefSeq, a predicted model, not a curated record